Messenger RNA from Chlamydomonas reinhardtii, 1401 nucleotides. RefSeq lists its product as uncharacterized. The record is from RefSeq and is a predicted model, not a curated record. Gene Ontology annotation, molecular function: calcium ion binding. Gene Ontology annotation, cellular component: extrinsic component of membrane; photosystem II; photosystem II oxygen evolving complex. Bases 145 to 996 code for a protein of 283 amino acids. Lineage: Eukaryota; Viridiplantae; Chlorophyta; Chlorophyceae; Chlamydomonadales; Chlamydomonadaceae. The transcript has 8 exons. Gene Ontology annotation, biological process: photosynthesis.
CUGCAAAACGGCAGGAACUGCCUUGUUGCACUGCCACAUUUCGCACUUUGCUUGCACGCUGAGUUCCUGUGUGCCGGAACAGCAUCGUCCUUCGCAUUGUUACAUAAUAGCAUCGGCUACUACAUUAGAGACACCCAAAAAAACAUGCAGCGGGGCCUGAUGCGGCACCGGAGGACUGGCAGUCGCUGCGGGGUUGCAUGCCCGCAGCAGGGUGCCACCACUUCAAGCGGACACCGUGUACCGCGCCGCACCUGGACAGUGCAUACGAGCAAACUCGAGCUAGCGGCAUCGUCAGCGGCAGGUACUGCCGCACUGCCCGAGGCGGCCGCUGCUGCUCGGUGCGCCCGCGACGGCAGUAGCGGCAGCAGCAGCGGCAGUAGCAGCAGUAGCCGGCGCGGGGCGCUGCUACAGCUGGCUUCGGCUUCCGCCGCCGGCGCCUGGAGCCUGACGACGGCGGGACGGGCCAGGGCUGAUACAGACCCGCUGCCCAAGACGUGCACUGGACCAGACCUGCUGCUGCCCUACGCCGAUCCCUCCGGCCGCUUCCGGCUGGCGGUGCCGUGUGGCUGGCGGCAGGUCACCAGCCUCAUGCCGGGAGGGUCCGUGCUGGCCUCCUUCUACAACCCUGAGGAGCCGGGCGCGGAGACCUUGGCGGUGUACGUGGCGGCAGCACCCGAAGGCGUACGGCGCACAGCGGACCUGGGGCCACCCGAGGAGGUGGCGGCCGGCCUGGCGGGCAUCGCGCCCAACGGCCUCGUGAUGGGGUCGUACGGCAGCAGUCGCGGCGGCCGGCAGUACGUCACGGUGCACGUGCAGUUUGGUGGCAACACGGCCGGGGUGUUCGGCGCAGCUCGCGAGUUCCGGGCAAUCACCGUCGACCAGGGCCUGCAGUACACGCUGCGUGUGACCAGCACGCGCUACCGCUACCUGGCGCACGCGCGGGUGCGGCAGCUGCUGGCGGGCGCGGCGGACGGCUUCGAGCUGCUGCGGGCGUGAGGGUGGGGCGCAGACGUGUCUGGGCGGGGGGGGGGGAGAGGGGGGGCAGUGGUGCAGUUGGGGGGAGGGAGGGGAGGGGAGGGCGCAGUGAUAGGGAGGGGCAAUGGUGGGAAGGGGCAGUGAUGCAUGGAGGGGCAUGAUGGGGUGGACGGCCGUGAUGGCGGUCUAGGCACGGCCACACGCUCUGGAAGCGCCCGAGUGGGAGGGGACUGCACGAGAAGAGGAUGGGGUAGGAAGAAGCAGAUUGGAGGCACAUGUACACGCGGGUGGACUACGGGGGCUCGCACGGCUCCAUGCAUGUGGGGGGCGCGCAGGAGGUGGAUAAGAAGCUGACUAGCUGGAGCUCGCUCACAUCGGGGUGUGUGUGCAGAGAAGCAAGCAAGCAAAAUGUAAAAUACUCUCGCG